Daphnia carinata is the source of this 3027-nucleotide messenger RNA. RefSeq lists its product as uncharacterized. The record is from RefSeq and is a predicted model, not a curated record. Gene Ontology annotation, molecular function: ubiquitin-protein transferase activity. The transcript is spliced from 6 exons. NCBI's taxonomy places the organism in Eukaryota, Metazoa, Arthropoda, Branchiopoda, Diplostraca, Daphniidae. Gene Ontology annotation, cellular component: plasma membrane; BRCA1-BARD1 complex; BRCA1-A complex. Gene Ontology annotation, biological process: positive regulation of transcription by RNA polymerase II; negative regulation of fatty acid biosynthetic process; double-strand break repair via homologous recombination. The coding region runs from base 89 to 2920 and encodes 943 amino acids.
UAUCCGUGUCUGAAAUGAAUUUUUUAACGUUAGGUUGAGAAGGGUUUAGUUGACUGUAGCAAAGUUCUCAACAAAUUCUGAUAUAAAAAUGAAAAAUACCGUUUUCAACGAAAAUCAGGCAAUGAUCAAAAUUUUCUUGGAACGUAGUCGGGAGUUAAGCAAAUGUGCAAAAUGCAACAAUUUACUUCAUGACCCUGUGAAAGCUAUGUGUGGGCAUUUUUUUUGUCGAACCUGCAUUUUUGAGGAAACUCACAGUCAUACAAAUUCUAUGCAGAUUCAGUCAUGCUGUGUUUUUUGCCAAGGCGUGUGCUCAGACAGUUGUGUUGAAGAGGUCAGUUUGAAGAUUAGCACACUCUCUUCUUGUCUUCUUCAGUUUGUGAAAGACUUUUGUGCUGAGGGAGGCGUUACAGUUGCUGGUUCAGUUGACCUAAAACAGAGCUCAGCAACACAGCUGUUAAUUCCUACGGAAAAAAAUCUACAUUCUCAAGAAGAAAAUCCAGCAAUGGAAGCUGAGAGUUGCAGUGGCUCAAUACUCAUCUCUGGCUUAUCACCUUCAGAAUCAACUGGCCAUAGCACUCCACAACCAAUACAGAAAGUUGAUCAAUGGCUAAUGACUUACCCAGAUGAAAGUCCAUUAACUAUCCACAAGAAGAAAGAUUGUGAAAAUGGCGUUAGCUUUAAAAAUUCUGAAACGCGUUCUUGUCAGUCCCUGAAAGUAUCAUCGCCAUAUUUGACCUCGUCAUCAAAUGGUAACGAACUAUCUUACGACAUUGUUUCAGCCCCCAGUCCACCACCACCAUGCGAAGGCAUCGAUCAUCAGAUUAAACGAGGACGACCACGGCGUGGAAGGGGCCGCCCAAGGAAAAAUGCCUUGCCAAUUAGUACGGGGGAAAAUUUAUCGAAUAAACGCGACCGUUCGAGCAGCAUUACGCCAGAACUAAAAGUGUCAGGUAUCAAAACACCUAUUUCACAUCCCAACAUUUCCGAAGAAAUAGAUGAAGCUGUUACGCCCAAGUGCACGAAAUCUGUCACCACUAAAUUGCCUUCUUCUGUGUUUCCCGUAUCGAAAGAUAACCGAAUUUAUCUACCCAAAGGCUUACUUUAUAACGAAACAAGCAUGAUGCAAGACGAAACAAGACAUGUUCUUGUUGAUACCGGCGUUUCAUCAAAUCAAAAAAAUUUUGAGAAAACAGUGGAUGGUUUUGAUAGAGAAUGUACCCAUGGGGAAUGCUCAACAGCAAACCGCGAAGAUACAUUAAUUCCGGAAUCAUUUACACCGAAUGGAUUAAACCAUCACCUACUACUUUUAACAGUUACUCCGAGUCCUGAGCCUGAAAAUUCCAAUUUGGCUAUAGCGGUAGCUCAUCAUCGGAUACCAGUUUGUCGUCCUAAAACGCAGAACCUUACAACUUUCGCAACAAAUAACUGUUACACGUCUACCGAGAAAUUACGGAAUCACGAUCCGUUUGCCGUAUGUACCGGUAAACGGCGCACUGUGAGUUUUGUUUGUAAAGGCCGGAUCACCCCUAGGAUAUCAGUUCAUUCAUUAAAAAAACAACCGGUCGUCUUUACCCGUUUGGGGAAAUUGGGUCCUAUUCUUGACAAGACGACAGCACAACUCCCCUUUUUAGAUGACCCGGGUGUUGACUCACAGAAAAUGGCCUGUUCUCAGAAUACUCAAACCCCUUGCUCAUCAUUUGUCUCACUAGCUUCAGUUGCGACUCAAACAGAAGCGACUGAAGGUCCAUGGUUGACUACGGAAGUACAAUCACAAGCUAGCUUGACGAGUCAAUGCCAAGUAAAUGCCCUUUCGCAUAAUGCGUUACAUAUGGGUGAGCUUCCAGUAUCAUCUGGUAAACAAGCGCUAAAGGAAGAAAAUGACGGAAAUUUUAGCAGAAAAUUGUCAGAUGAAGGUAGUGAAAAUAUGCUCGCCGAGGCAUUUAAGCGGACCAGAAGUUUGUCAUUGAGUGACAAUGAAAAGGACAUGGCGGAACGAAAACGGAGAAAACCCUCGGCUCUAGGUUUCGGCAACGCAGAUCCAGUUUCGUUAAUGGCACUAUCUUUGGAACCAAGUCCUAGACUAGCGAAGGAAGUGCGUCAACAAUCACCUGAGUUGGAUACGAGUGAAAUUGCAGCCUGCAAAACUGUGGUGAUGGAGAGUGAUCCAGAUUCGGACGAAGAGGAUAUUCUUAAAUCUACCCCCCCUCGCUCCGCUCCAUCAAAUCCAACCUACUGCAAACGCAAAGUUAUCACUUGUUCCGGGAUUCCGCGGUCGGUGGUCAAAUUGGUUGAAGAUUGGGCGCAGAGGGUUGGGGCUGAAGUAUCGCAAACGUAUAACUCUUCCGUUACGCAUGUGAUUGUUAACGUGGAUGAAGAAAACUGUGCGCAGCGAACUCUAAAGUUCUUAUAUGGCGUCGCUAGCGGUAUUUGGAUUGUGGGAGUCGACUGGGUUCAUAAGUGCAUCCGUGAAAAUAGAAUGUUAGACGAAACGCCAUUUGAAGCAUUGGAUAUGGAUGGAGAAGAAGGUCCUCGCCGAGCUAGACAAACUAGUCAAAGGGAAAAGUUGUUCGAAGCUUUCGAGUUUUGCUGCCAAGGGCCAUUUACGGAUGUGACGGUUGAUCAGCUUAAUCAGCUGUUGCAUUUAUGUGGUGCAGCCACUGUGCCUAGUCCGUCGCAACUAACAAAAAGACGGCUAUAUACGAUGAUUGUUGUCCAGACUGAAGAUGACGUCAACGUGGAAAUUGAACGUAAAGCGGCCGAUUGGUUCAAUAGGCACAAAGUAGUUAGCGUUUCCCGCGAAUGGGUCUUAGAUUGCUUGGCCGCCUAUCAACUUCUUCCAGUACUCAACCAAUUCAUAGGUAAAUACUCUGUUUCAGCGCUGAAGAUGAUGGGAUUUGAUGCACGCCUUGGGGUCCACUGACCUCUUGUCUGUCCCGAUGCUCAGCAUUAUUUAGUAGUCCAUCAAGCAGACAUUUUGUGUUUAUUUCUGUAGAAGAAUAGAUUUUUGCCUUUAAGUUUUUUUAAUUC